AUGAACGCGGAGCAUUUUGUCAAAUUCUUACAGUUCUUCCAGUCCCAUGUGCAUGCCUCCGUCGACGAUCCAGUUUUACUGAUACUCGACAAUCACGAAUCACAUUCGUCCAUCGCUGGUCUCAACUAUUGUAAAGCGAAUGGAAUCAUUGUCCUAUCAUCACCGCCGCAUUGUUCGCAUAAGCUGCAACCGCUGAAACGCACCAUCUACGACCCGUUAAAGAAAUGUGUAAACGCACAGUGCGAUAACUGGAUGACGUCGAAUCCUGGUAGGACAAUGACGAUGUACGACAUCCCCGGAAUCGUGGCUAAGGCACUACCACUUGUCGUAACGUAUCAAAAUAUUGUGUCCGGGUUUGAAUGCACUGAAAUUUCUCCAUUCAACCCGGACAUUUUCCAGGAAUAUGAAUUUUUGACGAACAGCGUUACGGAUAGGGAGUACCCUUUUACUUUCGUUGAUCCCGAAAAAGUCUACCUCAACGCAACCGACUCGGACGCAGCCGAUCAGAAGACAAAGUCGAUCCCAUGGCUUUAUCCAUGUCUCAUUAUGGUGAUACAUUGUGGGGGAACUUGA
Molecule: messenger RNA, 573 nt
Organism: Temnothorax curvispinosus
Lineage: Eukaryota; Metazoa; Arthropoda; Insecta; Hymenoptera; Formicidae
Exons: 1
Coding region: 1-573 (190 amino acids)
Molecular function (GO): nucleic acid binding
Source: RefSeq, a predicted model, not a curated record